AUGAAUGGAUGGCAAUUUCAGUGCGCUACAACAACUUGUUUACCCUUUACUACUAUUACAACAUCCACUAGUCUUCAGUGUCAAAGGAAUUGUUUAGGACAGACUCAAUGCAAAUCUAUAAGUUUUCAUCAAUCAACUUCCAGUUGUCAAUUGUUUCUUAACGAUGUAAAUCAAAACGAUUAUUUGGAAGCAACUAUAGGUACUGUUACUAUGACGGUCAUUUCUGGCACGCGAACACCAGCUGAAGUUUUAAAUCAUCCCAUCUAUUCUCAUCUUAAAGCUGAGGAUGAUGUUGUUGAGCCAACUACUACAUCAACGUCAACCUCAUCAACAUCAACAUCAACGUCAACGUCAACUUCAACCUCAUCAUCUACCUCAUCAUCAACAACAACAUCAACGUCAUCAACAUUAACAUCAACGUCAACGUCAACAACAACCUCAACCUCAUCAUCAACUUCAUCAACAUCAACAUCAACGUCAACGUCAACAACAACCUCGACCUCAUCAUCAACAGCAACAUCAACGUCAUCAUCGACAUCAACAACAACAACAACAUCAUCGACCUCAUUACUAACUACCGGUAUGUAA
Molecule: messenger RNA, 588 nt
Organism: Adineta ricciae
Lineage: Eukaryota; Metazoa; Rotifera; Eurotatoria; Adinetida; Adinetidae
Source: the annotation of a GenBank genome assembly